UAAAUUUUUAUUUCAAGAGUGAAAUUAAUGCAUUUUUCGUCAAUUUGUCGACAAAUUGGGGGGAGGGGGAUUUUUUUCACAUUAUCGUCUACACAUUGGUAAAAUAUUUCAAAAAUGCAAAAAUUUUCAUUUUUUAGGUUUCGGAUGGUACUUUUGCAGCAAUUGUAAAACUUGUAAUUUUUUUUUCUCGAAAAUGAAAAAAGAUGCCAGUCCAAUUUUUUGAUAUGUUAUUCUAUAUAAAAAGGACUAAAACUGAGAAUUUUUUCAGAAUUUUUACUCGCCGAGAUCGUGGUUAUAUUUAAAUUAUAAGUUUUAAAAUCGAUUUUUUUAGGUUUUUGAAAGUGGCAACACUGAUUUUGACAUCACUCGUCGAUUACCCUCUCAAAGUACUACAAUUUGAAAAAAAGUUCAAAAUUCUAUACCACGUACAACCGGAGCAAUUUGCAACUGAAAUUUUCCAUUUUCGGCCAUUUUGGAGAACUUUGAAGCGCCACAGCUCCGUCAAAAAAAAUCGAAAAAAUGUCCGGUUUGCGUCAUUCGUCAUCGUUUGAUGACCUCUACAAAUGAUCUGAUUUUGAAAAAAAUCGAAGACCCCUCGUGCAAAAAUCCGCCGAUUUGGCAUGGAAUGACCCGUGUAUUACUAUUCGUAUUCAUAAGCAUUCGCCACAUUGGAGGAAAUGGCAUCAGAAUACCAUUAUCAAUAAACGAUCCUCAAGGUUAUAGAAAUCAAAUGUUUUAUGGAACUAUUUCAAUUGGAACCCCGCCACAGAAACUGAACAUAUCAUUCGAUACAACAGUUUAUUACAAUAUACUGCUCACAAAUUAUUGUGAAGGUUCAUAUUGCCAUGACGAAAACCACACGACUUAUAACCACACGACUUUUAACUACAAAAACUCGACAACUUACCGAUGUAGACGUUGGUUCUGUCAUCGAGGAACUGAUACAUUUUCGAUAGGUAAUAUCCAGAUACAAAAAGUAGAGUUUGCUCAUGUAAGACCAUCAAUGCUGCCCGAGUUCGACAUUAAACUAUCUGGUGCUGUGUCAUUGCAUCCUCAUAAUGAAGAAUUCUUAGAACACUGCAAAAAACUUGGAUUAGAGAAGAAAUUUUCAUUCUACACCAAUUAUCCUUGGGACUAUAGUACCUCUGAAUUGAUGUUAUGCGGCGAAGACAAGACAAAGUUUCGAGGUAACUUGCAAUACGUCCCUAUGACUAAUGCAAACAUAACGUGGGGAUGGUCGAUUACAACGCAAAGUAUUUUUUUACAUCAUAACGAUAAAAGUGUUCGAACAAUGGAAUUCCUAGAUAGAGUUUUCAUGGUCGAACCCGACUUUCCAUACAUUAGAGUGCCAAGCAAGGACAUAGAGAAAAUCCACGAAGUAUUACACAUCACAACAUCGAAAAAUGGGAAUUUAGAGGAGGUUGACUGCAAAACCGUUCAUACGUUACCGAGUAUCACGUUUAGAAUUGCUGGCACGGAUUUCACUCUUGAUGGGAAUGAUUACAUCCAACAGUUGAUGCAAAAUGAUCAACAAGUCUGCAUAGUUCGGUUGAUACCGCAAGUCGGUCCGUUUCACUCAGAUUAUUGGACCAUAGGAAACGUUUUCACCAGAAAGUUUUACACUGUAAUCGAUGUGGAGAAGAGGAGAGUUGGAUUCGCCGAAAGCAUUCAUGGGAAUAGACCUGAGGUCUUCCUUUAUAAGCAUGACUCAGAAUAAAGAUUUUGAUUUGAUUUGAAAUAUGUACCUACAUACUUGUGAAUUUCUAUUUUAUAAGAAUAAAAUAAUAAAAUGGAAUGGUCCUGACCAAUAAUUCACCAUUAAUAUAACACUAAUACGAGUAGAUGAAACACUCUUGUCAAGUAAAAUCAAAAAUCAUUCGAAAAAUGGCGUGUUUCAAAUCACAUUUUUCGUAAUUCGCUUGAUUACUGUAUUUUUAGUGAUUUAUUAAGCAAAAAGUAGGUACGAUAUUAUUUGUUUGCAUUUUACGAAAAUCUAUGCAAUAAGGUAGUACAUAUCUGAAUACCUAAACCUA
Planococcus citri (citrus mealybug) is the source of this 2033-nucleotide messenger RNA. RefSeq names its product lysosomal aspartic protease-like. The coding region runs from base 551 to 1717 and encodes 388 amino acids. Gene Ontology annotation, molecular function: aspartic-type endopeptidase activity. The transcript has 9 exons. The record is from RefSeq and is a predicted model, not a curated record. Gene Ontology annotation, biological process: proteolysis. NCBI's taxonomy places the organism in Eukaryota, Metazoa, Arthropoda, Insecta, Hemiptera, Pseudococcidae.